Messenger RNA from Perca fluviatilis (European perch), 3264 nucleotides. RefSeq names its product ELMO/CED-12 domain containing 1 (gene elmod1). The coding region runs from base 175 to 1179 and encodes 334 amino acids. Gene Ontology annotation, molecular function: GTPase activator activity. The transcript is spliced from 12 exons. The record is from RefSeq and is a predicted model, not a curated record. NCBI's taxonomy places the organism in Eukaryota, Metazoa, Chordata, Actinopteri, Perciformes, Percidae.
AGAGUCCAACCUCCUCCAGUCAGUGACUGUCAUCAUGGAGGAAAAGCAGACGACUGUAGCCGAGUGAAGAGGAACAAACACCGCAUCCCCAGCUUUGUUUCGCUUGUUAUUUUUAUUAUUAGAAAUCGGUUAUCAAUCAACACAAACAGAACCGAAGACACCUGAGCGGCCAAUAUGAAGCAUUUUCUGAGAGUGGUGACCCAGUUCUUUGUGUUCCUCUACUGUAAAUGUCUGUGGCGGGGCCUGAAGUUUGUAGCCAGAAAGUUUACGGGGAACUGCGAGCUACAGCGAAUCUGCUACAACAACAAGCAUGGAGCCCGCAGGACCCUGAAGAUAGAAUCGUCUCUGAGGUUCUCCAAAAAUGAGCUGCUGCAGUCUGCCCUCAGCAUCCAUCCUGAUAAAGUGGAGAAAACCAUUGAAGACAUCAUGGCGUUGAAGAAGAUUAACCCUGACACCAACCCACAGUUGGGCAUCUCUCUCCAGGCCAGCCUGCUGCAGAUUGUGGGCUACAGGAGCCUGGUGGCGGAGGUGGAGAAGCUGCGCAAGGAGCCGUACGACUGUGAAAACCCAGAGCACGAGGACAUGCUGAUGAAGCUGUGGAAGGAGCUGCGUCCUGACACACCUCUCACUGGACGCAUCUCUAAACAGUGGUGUGAGAUUGGUUUCCAAGGCAGCGAUCCCAAGACUGAUUUCAGAGGCAUGGGCCUGCUGGGCCUGCACAACCUGCUGUAUUUCGCAGAACAUGACAAGGCCACUGCUCUGCAGAUGCUCCACGACUCCCUGCAACCAAAGCACAAGAGCACACACAGAAAUCCAAGUGAGAUAAACAAGCCUGAAUGGGAACAGAAGAACCUAGACAAAGCUAUUGGAUAUUCCUUUGCCAUUGUGGGCAUCAACAUCACAGACCUGGCCUACUCUCUGCUGGUGACUGGAGCUCUGAAGACCCAUCUGUACAACGUGGCCCCAGAGAUGCCAAGCCUGCUGCACUUCCAGCAGACCUUCUGUUACCUGAUGCAGGAGUUCCACCGUUUCUGGAUCGAGGAGGAUCCCAGCGACAUAAUGGAGUUCAACCGGGUCCGCUCCAAGUUCCACCGGAGGAUCCUGCGCCAGCUGAAGAACCCGGACAUGGCUCUGUGCCCCCACUUCUCCGCCUCCCACCUCCACCUGGUCAACCUGUAAACACACAAUCCCCUGACCUGUGACCCUCCCCACUGAACCCUUCAUACCCCCACAGAGGUCUCCCCUGGAUAUCCGGUAGGCCAACAAAAAAAACAUCAGAGCACCCUUUACACUUAACAUACAUGGUCCCUCAAACAGCUGGACACAUCUGGGGGGAGGCUCUGUUCCUUCUCUGCUCAGUCCAUCUCGUCUCAGCUAACAUCAUGUCGCGUCACUGCCAAAAGCUCACUCAACCACUACACACACACACACACACACACACACACACACACACACACACACACACACACACACACACACACACACACACACACACACACACACACACUGCCUCUACGCCCUCUGCACUGCAGCGGUACACCACCAGCAUCAGAGAUGACCAUAGCGAUUGUAGAUGUGCUUGAGGAGGGUGCACCACACAACUCAUCAUUAUCUGUUGCUUUAAUUAUUUAUGACGAUUGUAUCACAGCUGAUACAGCUCAGUCAUGGACCCUGUGCUUAUUCUCAUAACAAACCAAAAUGUUCAGCCAAAAAAAUAAUAAUAAAAAUCCCUUUUUUUAGAUUGCAACGUAGUGCUCAUCAGUUCAUUAUAUAUUUUGGCAAUUAGCUAGUCUGGCUUUCAGACCUGAGGUCAAAUGUGUCAAAACUAAUAUUUUGUAUUAAAUAUGAAGAGCUAUAAGAUAUAUAAUGUAAGUUUAAAUGAAGCAUAAAAGAAAUGUUGCUGGUGCUGAUUCAAUCAAUUAAACAAUAUGGCCAGUUCAUCUCUUAGCUUUGUCUGUAUUAGCUAAUCGAUAGACAUUGUACUGUACUCUUUAUGUCAACGUGACAUUAAGACUUGUCCUUGCCAAAAUAUCGAAUGUGGAGAACUUACAAUCACAGCCGUAGUUUGUUUCUUGUGAGCUCAAAUGUACGUUUUGUAAACCUGCUAAAUGAUGUUCAUAAAUAUUUUAAAAGCUACACAUAUUCAAUGUGCAGCAUUAGGCAGCACAGUUCCCAGUUUGGAUACUAAAAGAGCUUCACCUCUUGCAAUUAAUAACCUUUUUUUAUUUCCUCGCACAUAUUUACGCUUUCAAAGAUGAUUUUUUUGGGAGCAUUUUAGGCCUUUAUUUGUGAUAGGACACCUUAGGGGGAAUGACGAGCAGCAAAGGUCUGCAGGUCAGAGUCGAACCCGUGACCGCUGCGUCGGGGACUGAGUCUCUGUAUAUGGGCACACGCUCUAACAGGUGAGCUACUCAGGCGCCCUAGGAAACGCAUUUUAAAAAUAUUUCAUGAACUUUGUUUUUACAGGUUUGCAAACAUUUUUUGCCUUUGCUUUGACCCCAUGCAGAUAUUCUGUUAUGAAUGUUCCUCACAUGCUCACGUUCACGAUUGUUUGACUAUUUUAAUUGAUUGAAUGUGACACUGUGUCCACUGUUGUAUCAGCCAAAGCAAUAAUUUACAUUCAUUUCACUGCACAUUUACUUUAACUGUAUUGAUUUGCACCGUGCGUGCCUAAGUAUUCGUUUUAUUUUCUAACUCAGAGCUGGAAUUCUAAUCAAGUCAUAGCUGCAGCUAUAGCUAUGCUGCAUGUAGCAUUCAUGUCAAAUGGAAAGUUGCUGUGCUGCAUUUUACAAUGUCCACAUUUUUGGGGGGAAACCUGCUGAAUUACUUUAAGGAAGUGAAAACUUGUUUGUCCCUUUCAGUAAAGCCAAAGACACCAGGGAUGUUACAGGAAGCAGUUUAUAAAGAAUGUAGUCUUACUCCGAUUUUCCACUGGGCACGUCUUUGCUGCGUUCCGGUUUUGUUCCGUCCUCCGCCACGUGCCAUACCACGCCGGGAGCGUCUCUGAAGCGGAGCGUCUUGCUUCCCGACUCACAGAUCUCAUUGUCUCUACAAGUACUUUACAGAACAAUCAGGUGUUUAUUAAGCUAGUAUCUACCUUCCACUCCAGGCACUCCUACAGUUACACUCUGUGCCUUCUUGCAGCAUGGUGGCCCAAUGGUUAGCACUGUGGCCUCACAGCAGGAAGGUUUUGGGUUCGAAUCCAGGUCGUUCCGGGCCUUUCUGUGUGGAGUCUAUAUGUUCUCCCCAUGUUUGUGUGAGAUU